CUGAUGAAGUGCGCAAAUGAGACGGUCACCAUCGAACUGAAGAAUGGCACUGUCAUCUACGGCACUAUCGCCUCCGUCUCCCCCCAAAUGAACACCGCUCUCCGAACAGUCAAAAUGACCCAGAAAGGCCGCGACCCUGUCUCGCUCGAUACCAUCAACCUGCGCGGCUCCACUAUCCGCUAUUUCAUCCUACCUGAUAGUCUCCCACUCGAUACGCUGCUUAUUGACGACCAACCCAAACCGAAGAACAAGGCGCGAAAGGAAGCUGCGGACAGGGGCGGACGAGGCGGACGCGGUGGUCCUAGGGGAGGAAGGGGUGGUCGCGGUGGCGGAGGUGGCCGGGGACGUGGACGCGGUGGAGGGCGUGGCUUCUGAGGGGUUGGCUUCUGAGGGGUGGGCUCGUACUGCUGAGAGAUAUACGGCUGUGAUGCGGCUGUGGAAUGGAUUCACAUGGUGUCUGGGGUUCAUAAAGUCACACGGAACUGAUCAUCGAGACCCUGAAAUUAUCAAAGAGGCUCGAGAAUAAUACAAAAAAGGACAAAUUCAAUCUGCAAUAAGUCUG
Mytilinidion resinicola is the source of this 562-nucleotide messenger RNA. Its product is annotated as Sm-like ribonucleoprotein. The transcript is spliced from 2 exons. Gene Ontology annotation, molecular function: RNA binding. The record is from RefSeq and is a predicted model, not a curated record. Bases 4 to 375 code for a protein of 123 amino acids. Gene Ontology annotation, cellular component: SMN-Sm protein complex; precatalytic spliceosome; U4 snRNP. Gene Ontology annotation, biological process: RNA processing; spliceosomal snRNP assembly. NCBI's taxonomy places the organism in Eukaryota, Fungi, Ascomycota, Dothideomycetes, Mytilinidiales, Mytilinidiaceae.